UAAGGAGGGUUUCACUGGUGCUACCAACUUUUCAAGCCACAAAUUAGAGGGUAACACUUUAAAAGUGGAAGCAAGUUCUCCAGCUUCUGAUUAAGAGUUUGCUUGUUGCUUUGUAGUAGAUAUAGAUAAACAUGUCAACAGAUUCAGAUUUGGAUGAACUGGGAUUAUCUUCAAAUGAUGAAGAGGAUACUCUCAGCAUUACAUUCAACAAUGCUGCUGAUCAUCUUAAAUCUCUUGUUUCAAACUUGGACAAUGCCACUUUAUUAACACUUUAUGGUUAUUAUAAGCAAGGCUCGGAGGGCAAAUGCAACACACCAAAACCUAGUUGGUAUGACCUCAGAGCAAAAUCAAAAUGGGAAGCCUGGAAUAGCUUGGGAGACAUGCCAACAGAUGAAGCUAAAAAAUUGUACAUUAAAAAAAUCAAGGAACUGGAUCCGACAUUUGAGGACACAACUGUAGUUAAAAGCAAGGAAACCUGGGUGAGGGUGUCCACUUUACAAAAGACCUUUGAAGAUGACACAGAGAAAAACGUCACGGACCACAUUAAAGAAGGCAACAUUGACCAGAUAAGAGCACAUCUUGAGACGCUCAGCAUUGAGCACAUUAGCAAGUUGGAUGAAGAAGGUUUGUCACUUCUUCAUUGGUCAGCAGACAGUGGCAAUGCAACAGUUUUGGAACUGUUAUUGUCCACUGGUGUGGAUGUAAAUCUGAAAGACAAUGAUGGACAGACAGCUUUACAUUAUGCAUCAAGUUGUGGACAUGUGGAUUGCAUUAAAGUAUUGCUGAAGAAUAAUGCUGAUGUUAAGGUGGUUGAUAAUGAUGGGUGUUGUCCUGUUUCUGUUGCAUUUGAUGAUAAUGUAAAGGGGUUAAUCCUAAAUAGAUAGUAAAUUUUACAUAAUAAACAAGGGUUACAUAGUA
Messenger RNA from Aethina tumida (small hive beetle), 918 nucleotides. RefSeq names its product acyl-CoA-binding domain-containing protein 6 (gene anox). The record is from RefSeq and is a predicted model, not a curated record. Bases 132 to 884 code for a protein of 250 amino acids. Gene Ontology annotation, molecular function: fatty-acyl-CoA binding; protein binding. The transcript has a single exon. NCBI's taxonomy places the organism in Eukaryota, Metazoa, Arthropoda, Insecta, Coleoptera, Nitidulidae.